AUGCGGCUGUGUGACAGGAACCCCCUGCAGGCGCGGCGGCGCGGCGCGGCGCUGCUCGGCUCCCUGCUGGUGGCCGCCGCCGUGGCGCUGCGCAGCGCCACCCGGCCCUGCCCCGACGCCCACCCGGACGCCGCCGCCCUCCCCCGCUGCCGUCAGCGCCUCUACCGGGCGCUGGAGCUCUCCCCCGGCAGGAGGAUCAACUGCUCGGGGAUCGUCCGUGGGGACGAGGAAGCCAUCCAGGAGGCCCUGCUCAGCAACCUGGAGAUUGCGAACAAAAGGGGUUCCCUGACGGCUGGCGAGUACCUGAACAUGACGAAGGACUGCAGCAAUUUCAAGAAGACCCGGCGGUUCAUUGAGUUCCCACUGAGUCAGGAGGAGGCAGAGUUCCCUAUCGCCUACUCCAUGGUCAUCCACAACAAAAUCGAGAUGUUCGAGCGGCUCCUGCGGUCCCUGUACGCCCCUCAGAACAUCUACUGCGUCCACAUUGACAGCAAGUCCCCGGCCGCCUUCCAGGAGGCCGUGCGGGCCAUCGUAGCUUGCUUCCCCAAUGUCUUUGUGGCUAGCCGCCUGGAAAAGGUGGUCUAUGCCUCCUGGUCCCGGCUGCAGGCCGACCUCAACUGCAUGCAGGACCUGUUGCAGAGCCCUGUGCCAUGGCGCUACGUCCUCAACACCUGCGGCACAGAUUUCCCCAUCAAAACCAAUGCCGAGAUCGUCCGUGUCCUGAAGGUGCUGCAGGGGCGGAACAGCAUGGAGUCAGAGAAGCCCUCGGCCCUCAAGCGGGAGCGCUGGCAGUACCACCAUAAAGUGGGGGAGUUCAUCUUCCGGACAGCCACAGAGAAACUGCCACCACCCCACAACUCUCCCAUGUUCACGGGCAACGCGUACAUCCUGGUCACACGGGCCUUCGUGCAGCACAUCUUUGAGAACCCCACGGCACAGCAGUUCCUCGAGUGGGCCAAGGACACCUACAGCCCUGACGAGCACGUCUGGGCCACCCUCAACCGCAUGCCCGGCGUGCCAGGCGCCAUGCCCCAGAACGACAAGUUCCAGCUCUCGGACAUGAACGCCCUGCCCCGCCUGGUGAAGUGGCAGUACCUGGAGGGCGACACCAGCAAGGGCGCGCCCUACCCACCCUGCACCGGCCAGCACCAGCGCGCCGUCUGCAUCUACGGGGUGGGCGACGUGCCCUGGAUGCUGCAGCAGCACCACCUCUUGGCCAACAAGUUCGACCCCCUGGUGGACGAUGCCGCAAUCCAGUGUCUCGAGGAGCACCUGCGCCACAGGGCCCUCUACGGCCGGGGACUCUGAGGGGAAGCCGCGGAGACCCUCGCCGGCACCUGCCUUCUUCCGCAGGCGAGUCCAGCCGGCGGCGCCUCAGGGACAGCGGGAAGGGCUAGAGACCCAUGUCGUGAGGCGAGACGGACUCCGGCGCAUUACCGGCGCUGGCGGAGGGUUCCUUCCGCGGGGCGGGCGGGCGCGCGCGGGCCUCGGCGGACCCUUGAGGAGAAGCAGCCGCGCGCGCAUAGUCGGCGGGCGCGCGAGGUAACGAACGUUCGAAACGGCUGCGCGGGCCGCUGGGGCGGGGGCACCCCCAGGAGGGCUGCGGACGCGGCGCCCCGUGGGCCGUCUCGGCAGGAACGGCCGGAGUGGAAGGGCGGGACGGCUCGGCCGCCCCGAGUCUGCCCCCUCCCCUGCCCCCCGACGCGCGGGCUUCUCCUCAGAGACACCCGGCGGGCCGCGGUCUCCCGCCCGGCACCCCAGGCAGCUUCCUGACAGACCGUCUUAAAGAAGCGGGGACACUGCCCUGAUGGAAAAUGUUACAGAUGGAGAGAGAGACACCACUAUUUAGAUCUGGGGGCGGAAAAAAAGCGCCACUUCAAAUGUGUUCCAUGUGAACUGAAACAGCCUCCACAGAAGUAGCAGAUCCAGGGCCCGGACAAACACCCUCCCAGAAACAUGGAGAGAUUCCAAAGGCAGAGAACUGGAGAUUGAGAAGUUUCUGUCCAGAGACAGGAAGAGACUGCAGAGUUGGAGGUAGGAACAGCAAACUUUUAUACUUCUAAGGGCUGAAAUUCAGUUUAACACGA
Molecule: messenger RNA, 2087 nt
Organism: Grus americana (Whooping crane)
Lineage: Eukaryota; Metazoa; Chordata; Aves; Gruiformes; Gruidae
Gene: GCNT3
Product: glucosaminyl (N-acetyl) transferase 3, mucin type
Exons: 4
Coding region: 1-1308 (435 amino acids)
Cellular component (GO): membrane
Molecular function (GO): acetylglucosaminyltransferase activity
Source: RefSeq, a predicted model, not a curated record